AGAAACUAAAAUCUCUCGGUGACGAAAUUAGGGGUUCGAUACGAAAUCACAUCCAUUUCCGUCUCCAUCUCCAUCAUCAAAAAUGUCAGAACCUGCACGCAAAAAGAAGAAUCCAUCGAUGACGAUACCAGAUUGGACUCUUCUACCUGGAGAGCUUCUUCACGUCAUCUCCACGAAACUCCACAACUGUUUCGACGUCCUCCACGCUCGCUCCGUCUGCACCUCGUGGCGAUCUUCAUUCCCCUUUCCCGAACAUCGAUUAACACGCCCGACUCACUCUCUCCCUUCCUUCGCCGAGUUUCCUUACGAAAGCGACGACUUCUGCACUCUCGAGAAGGUCCCUAUCUUCCUCUUCAGAGCCAAAACUCGUCCGAUUUUGCCUUCUCUCUAUUUCAUAGGCGGAGUAAUCAAAGAUGAGCAGAACUCAUCUCAGACUCAGAGCUGCUCGUUGAAAGUGAAGGUUCACGAAAGAGUACUCGACGUGGCGAACAUUCUCGAUUUUCAGAUCUUCCCUUUAGGUCAUCACUACCGAGUGAUCGGAUUUGAUCCUAGAGAACCGACGUCGGCUUACAGAGGCGUUGCUGUUAUUCCAGGGAAAGGAGAUGAUGACUAUCUUCUUCUCCUUAACUACACUAAACUUCUGUAUAUCUUUAGAAGCGCUGAAAUGAAGUGGAUCGGUAUUGAGGAGUUCUCAGAUGAUACAUUCUAUGAAGUCGUUGCGUUUCGAGGCAUGUUUUAUGCGUCUUUUGUUACCGCGGGGGUUUUCGUUUUGGAUCCUUAUUUGAUGGAAGUCACUCCCCUGAUGCCUUCCCCGCCUCUGCAGCACGCGAUUAAUAUCAAUAACUUGGUUAAAUGUGGUGAUGAUGAUGAUGAAUUGUUUCUUGUUGAGAAGUUCUACCCGUUUCCUGAUCCGACUAUAAUUGAUUUUGGUUUGUUUAACUGUAGAGUGAGUAGGCUCGAUGAGAAAGCUGGUAAAUGGGUUGCGGUUAGUGAUUUGGGAGGGCGUGUGUUGUUUAUUGGACACUUUGGGAAUGUUUGUUGUUUGGGUAAGGAGCUUCCUGAUGGUUGUGGUUUGAGUGGGAACUCGAUUGUGUACACCAGUGAGCGAGGCCGUGUGACAUUCGCCUAUAAAUAUACACGAGGAGAAGGAGACGGCCUUGGUAUUUGGAGAUUGUCUAGAGAGUUUCGUGUGUCGAUUCUCAGUACUUCUCCUGUGGUGGCCCUCCGGGUUGAGCGUCCACCUGUGACUCCUACUUUGGCUACUUGAGACAUCCGUUGGCAUUUUGUGAUCUCUGGUUGGUAUUAUUCGCUGAAAGAUAGAUUCAUGAGUUUGUUAAAACAUGUGGGAAUUUGAGAAAGUUUGGAAUCCUAGAAACUAAAAACAAGUCUUUAGUUUGGUUGUAUAUCUUACUCUUGUGGCCCAUCUAACGACGUUACUACUGUAGAAAGUUUAUAAUGAGAAUUUAAAAGGUGAAGAAUUCAGAGCCAUCAGA
Molecule: messenger RNA, 1493 nt
Organism: Eruca vesicaria subsp. sativa (arugula)
Lineage: Eukaryota; Viridiplantae; Streptophyta; Magnoliopsida; Brassicales; Brassicaceae
Source: the annotation of a GenBank genome assembly